AUGGUCACGGAGGAAAUGCAGGGUGUGACAUAUAACGGGACCAUUGUUCUAGAAUUGCAGGUUGGGAAACUUGUGGAAAUUUCCUCAAGUGUGAGCCUCAGCAGCGACUUCAUUGCUGGCUUUUGUGGUGAGACGGAGGAAGAUCACGUCCAGACAGUCUCUUUGCUCCGGGAAGUUCAGUACAACAUGGGCUUCCUCUUUGCCUACAGCAUGAGACAGAAGACACGGGCAUAUCAUAGGCUGAAGGAUGAUGUCCCGGAAGAAGUAAAAUUAAGGCGUUUGGAGGAACUUAUCACUGUCUUCCGUGAAGAAGCAACAAAAGCCAAUCAGAUCUCUGUGGGCUGUACCCAGCUGGUGCUAGUGGAAGGGCUCAGUAAACGCUCUGCCACUGACCUGUGCGGCAGGAAUGAUGGAAACCUUAAGGUGAUCUUCCCUGAUGCAGAGAUGGAGGAUGUCAAUAACCCUGGGCUCAGGGUCAGAGCCCAGCCUGGGGACUAUGUGCUGGUGAAGAUCACCUCGGCCAGCUCUCAGACACUUAGGGGACAUGUUCUCUGCAGGACCACCCUGAAGGACUCCUCUGAAAAUUGCUGACCUGAGAGGAUGGCCUCAGAGCUGACUUGGGCAGUCCUCCCCAACAGGAAGGGGAGACAUUGCCAGUCGCUGAGGAAAGAGGUCAUGAAGCUGUGGAGAUAAGCUGCAAGGGGUGAAGCAACUUUAUGUCAGUGGAAAACGUGUCUCUUUAAAGCUGCUAUGUGAACAGCUUUUAUAGUCAUUAAAUUUACCUAAACUAAAGUUAA
Molecule: messenger RNA, 797 nt
Organism: Mandrillus leucophaeus (drill)
Lineage: Eukaryota; Metazoa; Chordata; Mammalia; Primates; Cercopithecidae
Product: CDK5 regulatory subunit-associated protein 1-like
Exons: 5
Coding region: 1-591 (196 amino acids)
Biological process (GO): negative regulation of cyclin-dependent protein serine/threonine kinase activity
Cellular component (GO): cytosol; mitochondrion
Molecular function (GO): tRNA-2-methylthio-N(6)-dimethylallyladenosine(37) synthase activity
Source: RefSeq, a predicted model, not a curated record